Molecule: messenger RNA, 693 nt
Organism: Pipistrellus nathusii (Nathusius's pipistrelle)
Lineage: Eukaryota; Metazoa; Chordata; Mammalia; Chiroptera; Vespertilionidae
Source: the annotation of a GenBank genome assembly
AUGCGCGGUGCGUGCGCAGUGCCGUCGCGGGUGGCAGUCAUGGCGGCUCGGUGCGUGAGGCUGGUGCGGCGCAGCCUGCCGGCUUUGGCGUUCUCUCUUAGGCCCACGCCUCGGCUGCUGUGCACAGCCGCAAAGCAGAAGAACAGCGGCCAGAACCUGGAAGAGGACGUGGGUCAGACGGACCAGAAGACGGAUGCUCCCUGUGCAGAGAAGAUGCUCACGGAGGAGAAGGCCAAGCUAGAGGAGCAGCUGAAGGACACGAUGGAAAAGUAUAAGCGAGCUUUGGCAGAUACCGAGAACUUGCGGCAGAGGACCCAAAAAUUGGUGGAGGAGGCAAAAUUAUACGGCAUCCAGGGCUUCUGCAAGGACUUGCUGGAGGUCGCAGACAUCCUGGAGAAGGCCACGCAGAGCGUUCCCAAGGAGGAGGUCACAGCGGACAACCCGCACCUGAAGAACCUCUACGAGGGGCUGGUCAUGACCGAGGUCCAGAUCCAGAAGGUGUUCACCAAGCACGGCCUGCUCCGGCUGGACCCUCUGGGCGCCAAGUUCGACCCCUACGAGCACGAGGCCUUGUUCCACACGCCGGUGGAGGGCAAGGAGCCGGGCACGGUGGCGCUGGUGAACAAAGUGGGCUACAAGCUGCACGGGCGCACCCUGCGGCCCGCCCUGGUGGGGGUGGUGAAGGAAGCCUAG